AUGCUUGAUCGAAGAGACAACAUCGAGCGACAUCACACCAAUACCUGCCAAUGGAUUUUGGAGCUCGACGAAUACCAAUCAUGGAGGAACCAGCCUUGCGGUCUACUAUGGAUUAAAGGCAAGCCUGGUGCUGGCAAAUCCACCUUGAUGCGUUUCUUACACGACGUUCUUGAAGAAAUACAGGACGGCAGUCAAGGCAGUAUUCGACUUGACUUUUUCUUUUCCGCCCGAGGCACAGACUUACAACGUACACCCUUGGGGAUGUUUAGAGCAUUGCUGAACCAGAUUUUCGACCGCGAUGCCACUAUACGCCCUCAGGUCCGCGAGAUAUAUGAGCAGCGGUGUAGGCAAUUUGGGUUUGCCAGUGGUGAACACAAGCUGGAAUGGCCACAACCAGUGCUAGAGGAGAUACUAGCAAGUGCCAUCCUGGCAUCGGCAAGCAACCAACAUAUAACUGUUUUUGUGGAUGCUCUAGAUGAAGCUGGGGCUCAGUCUGCUCAGCAAAUAGCAGUAUAUUUCCAUCGACUUGUUGAUCGUGCUGCAGGAAAAAUGCUACCACUCCAAGUCUGUAUCUCAUGUCGACACUACCCUAUCACAGAAAUUGCCCAGGCUAUCGAGAUAAUUGUCGAAGAUCACAAUGAAGAAGACAUCGCUACAUAUAUUAAGGACACACUUCUUCACACUGAUGUUGGAGGCUAUGAUCCUAGUCGAAAGAUGAAAAAUCUGCUGGCAGAGGAAUUAACUCAACAUUCCAACAGGGUGUUUCAAUGGGCCCACCUCAUGAUACCCCUUAUCAAACAGAAAAUGCUUGAAGGGGAAUCAUUCAAGGAUAUCCAUCACUGGAUACAAGAGGUUCCAGUUGGACUAGAAGAUGUCUACAUGUAUAUUCUGAGUAACGUGAUCACAGCUUCGAAUCGGCAUCAGUCCUUCCUCAUCUUUCAGUGGUUGUGCCUAGCCCAGCGGCCCCUGAGCACAACAGAGAUGCGAUACGCGUUAGCGACCAAGAAUGUGCAAUUUGAAUCUUCAAGAAGUGAAUAUGAGAGGAUACAUAGCUUUGUCGAAAGCGAUGAGCGCAUGGAGCGAAGAAUUAAGGCUCUUACUGGGGGAUUGGCUGAAAUCGUCUCGGACGGGGAUUGGAGUGGGACUAUACAGGUAGUGCACCAGUCAGUCAAUGAUUUCUUACGCGUGAAAGGACUGGCCUUUUUAUACCAUCGCUUCAACGCUAGCACAGCGUCCACUGGCAUGAGUGGGGAUAUUGUCCUUUUAAAGUGCCAGGCAACUCUCUAUCGAUCAUGCCUAUUACAUUUUGCUACCAUAUGUUCAAAUGGAGCGAUGGUUGGUUUUGACUCGGACUCGGAGGAAUCAUGGGAUAAACUUGGCGAGGAUUACCCAUUUCUCGGAUACGCGACUAUCAACCUGUUUAAUCAUGCAGAAAAGGCCGCCCACUCUCGAGGUGAUUUAUUGCAGAAUGAAAUAUACAUUCUACAAGAAAUAAUGGCUGUCUGGGUUCAAAUCUACAGAUAUAUUUGUGGCAGCCGGGGCCUAGCCAUUGGCACAACGGUUUUACAUAUGGCUGCCGCUGCUAAUCUGGUUGAUGUCAUGAAAUCUGUCCUACUAUUAGAUGUCGAGAUACAAGACAAAGAGGGAAACACACCGUUACAUUUCGCAGCGCGAGUGGGGAACAUAACGGCCGGCAAAAUACUUCACGAGAGAGGAGCAGACCGAGAAACCAAAAAUCACCAAGGAACAACACCUUUAAUUGAGGCGGCAAGUUGUGGAAAAUUGGAGUUUGUCAAGUGGCUUCUAGAUGAGGGCGUGGAGGCUGAGACAGCAGGCGCCCGUGGAGGUGCGCUACAUGCAGCUGCCAAGGAAGGCCAUAAUUUGAUUGUGGAAAUAUUGCUGGGUGCUGGGGCCGAUCCCAAUGCCCAGGCCGAUAUACAGGGCAAUGCCCUACAGGCUGCUGCAUAUAAUGGACAUUCCAAGACAAUAAAGAUCCUGCUUGACGCUGGGGCCGAUCCUAACGCCCAAGGUGAAUACGGGGAUGCCCUACAGAGCGCUGUACUUGGAGCAGAAAAUAUUGAGAUAAUCAAGCUCCUGCUUAACUUUGGGGUUGACCCUAAUGCUCAGGCAGGGCCACUCGGCAAUGCCUUACAGAAUGCUGCAUACAUGGGAAAUACUGAGGCAGUUAAGGUCUUGCUUAACGCCGGGGCUGAUCCUAAUACUCAGGAGAAUUCACUCGGUAAUGCCUUGCAGAAUGCUGCAUUUAAUGGACAUGACGAGAUAAUCAAGAUCCUGCUCAAGGCUGGGGCUAAUCACAAUGCCCAAGGUGGUAAAUAUGGCACUGCCUUACAAGUUGCUGCAUACAUGGGAAAUACUGAGGCAGUUCAGAUCCUACUUCACGCUGGUGCUGAUCCCAAUGCCCAAGGUGGUGAAUAUGACACUGCCUUACAAAAUGCUGCCUACAUGGGACAUUCUAAGACAAUAAAGAUUCUGCUCAAUACUGGGACCGAUAUCAAUGUUGAGGGUAAAUACGGCACUGCCCUACAGGCUGCUGUAACACAAAAACAUGUGAAGGCAGUUAAGCUCCUGCUGGAAGCUGGGGCCAAACCCACUUCUCAUGCCCUAUGGGCCGCUAGACAAGGAGGAGAAUCCGAGAUAAUAAAGAUGCUGUUCGACGAUGAGUGGUUCAAAAGCCGCUGCAUCGCCAGGAAGUGCUGA
This is a messenger RNA of Penicillium cosmopolitanum, 2718 nucleotides long. RefSeq names its product ankyrin repeat domain-containing protein. Gene Ontology annotation, molecular function: protein binding. The transcript has a single exon. The coding region runs from base 1 to 2718 and encodes 905 amino acids. The record is from RefSeq and is a predicted model, not a curated record. Lineage: Eukaryota; Fungi; Ascomycota; Eurotiomycetes; Eurotiales; Aspergillaceae.